UGAGAUCAUGACCUGACCCAGAGUGGGACGCUUAACUGACUGAGCCACCCAGGCACCCCUACUGUGUGUUUCUCAAUACAAAGUAAGGAUUAGUGAAUCCAGUAGGAAAAACAUCAGAACUCUGUUCGGAAGUUGGGAGUGUGGGUUGGACGGGCACAUCCUCUUAGCGAUUCUAUGAACUGAUUUGCAAAUGUGAUCGUGCCUGGAGUCUGAUUUGUUAACGAUCCCUGUAUAGGUAUCUGAUUUCACUGCUGUCUAUUUAUCUGAGUCCAGCCUCAUGAGAGGAGCGAACCAGUCGAGUGUCUCCGAGUUCCUCCUCCUCGGGCUCUCCAGGCAGCCCCAGCAGCAGCAGGCCCUCUUUGCGCUCUUCCUGAGCAUGUACCUGGCCACGGUCCUGGGAAACCUGCUCAUCCUCCUGGCCAUCUGCAUGGACCCCCGCCUGCACAUCCCCAUGUACUUCCUCCUCAGCCACCUGUCCUUUGUGGACAUCUGCUUCUCCACCACCACCGUCCCCAAGAUGCUGGCCAACCACAUCCUUGGGACUCAGGCCAUCUCCUUCUCUGGGUGUCUCACACAGAUGUAUUUUCUCUUUGAGCUUGCCGACAUGGACAAUUUCCUCCUGGCUGUGAUGGCCUAUGACCGCUUUGUUGCCAUAUGCCACCCCUUACACUACUCGACAAAGAUGACCCACCGGCUCUGUGCCCUGCUGGUUGCUGGGUCAUGGGUCAUUGCCAGCCUGAAUGCUCUACUGCAUACCCUGUUAAUGGCUCGACUCUCGUUCUGUGCAGACAAUGCCAUCCCCCACUUCUUCUGUGAUGUGACUCCCCUCCUGAAACUGUCCUGCUCUGACACCCACCUCAAUGAGGUGAUGAUUCUGACUGAGGGUUCUCUGAUCAUGAUCUCUCCAUUUAUUUGCAUCCUGGCUUCGUAUGUCCAUAUUACCUGCGCUGUCCUGAGAGUCCCGUCCACGAAGGGAAGAUGGAAAGCCUUCUCCACCUGUGGCUCGCACCUGGCCGUGGUUUCCCUCUUCUAUGGCACCAUCAUUGCUGUGUAUUUCAACCCUUUGUCCUCACACUCUUCUGAGAAGGACACAGCAGCUACUGUGAUGUAUACCGUGGUGACCCCCAUGCUGAACCCCUUCAUCUACAGCCUGAGGAACAGGGACUUGAAGGGGGCCCUACGAAAAAUGGUGGACAGGAAGACAUGGUCUUAGUGAUGACAGUAGAAUGGACCUAUCAUUCCCAGCAUUUUAAUCUUUGCCAAUUCACUGAAUGUAGUAAUCAAAGUGUUUGCAAGGAACUUAGAAUACUCUCAGUACACAGUUAUGAAUGAACUCAGACUUAAGUACAACCCUGUUCCUUUAAAUAGGUAAUUUUAUUUGUUUCUAAUUAUUGUAUUUCAUAUUGCUUUGCCUAAGGACAAGUUUUUCCUUUCUGGGUGAUCACGCUAAAAAGUUGCAUGUAAUAAUUUUUUCCCCACUUCCUUUUUUGGAAAUGGUCUCAGAAUAAGGCAGUGUUUUUUCAAUCUUGGAUACAUGAUAGUAUCACUUGGGGAGCUUUGACAGCAUAUAUACAGAUGUUGGACCCAACUUUGACCAAUUAAAUCUUAU
Felis catus (domestic cat) is the source of this 1609-nucleotide messenger RNA. Its product is annotated as olfactory receptor 1F1-like. The record is from RefSeq and is a predicted model, not a curated record. Lineage: Eukaryota; Metazoa; Chordata; Mammalia; Carnivora; Felidae. Bases 278 to 1213 code for a protein of 311 amino acids. Gene Ontology annotation, molecular function: G protein-coupled receptor activity; olfactory receptor activity. Gene Ontology annotation, biological process: G protein-coupled receptor signaling pathway. The transcript has a single exon. Gene Ontology annotation, cellular component: membrane.